UUUUCCACUUUGCAGGGAAGGAAUUGCAUAUUUCUCCGUCGAGAGGCAGCACUGAUCAUUCUUGAUAGUUGGUACUGAUGUAUUGUUAAAUAAACAUUAAUGUUUACGCACAUGAGUUGAACGGUUACUUCUGAAACAGUGGAAAAGGAGCGCGGAAAAAGAAUUGGGAAACAUAUAUUUGGGGAUGAGAAUGCAGAGUUCCUUUUAUUGUAAACGAAUUCCAUUUAUAGCAAAUCUGAUAUGCAGUUUAUGUACGAAUUGAUACGGGAGUAUAUGUAUUUAAUGUAGGUGUGUGGGGACGCGUGUGUUCUUACUCUCGCAAUCGCUUUACCAAAAAUUUCUGCUCUUUGCCAGGGAUUUGACUUUUCCGAUUAGCCAUCGUUUACAGUUGAUCGCACUCCAUUUUUAUUUAUUGUCUUUCCAGCAUUACUGCACCGUACCGUACAACUACAUUUUUUAUACUCUACUUCAUUAGUUAUGUUCAGCUGUUAAGUCCGUCAUUUAGAAUCAUUGAAAUUUUGCCAAAUGACUGUCGUUUCAGCCGUGUCGGAACCUGCAUUUAAGACACAUAUCGGUGAAAAGUUGGUUUUCGUUUUCGAGUACUGUUGUAAACGGAGAGGUACUGGUGCCAACAGAAGUCAUCACUGUAACAAUGUAUGUACAGGCUAGAUUUGCCCCAUUGUUAAGACACUGCGCAGAACUUCGCUUUGGUCCUUUAGCCGCAAACAUACGUAGCUGUAAAUCGAAAACUGGGGAGAAAGAAGAGGAUGUAGAAAACAUUUCAAGGCAGCUGGAAGAAGCAGCGCUUGGGAACAGUUCAGCAACAGACCAAGAUGAGAACUGGCUGACAUCUCCAUAUCCAAAAGGGGCAUUUGUUGGUCGUGAACGUCACCAGGCCCUUAAGCGUGAUCCAGCAAUUGACCCUCGUGAGACAUCCAUCAUUCUGUUUCCAGGACAGGGUACACAGUAUGUCGGCAUGGGCCGAGAACUACUCAGGUUCCCAUCUGCACGUGAUGUUUUUGAAGCAGCUAAUGAAGUUCUAGGCUAUGACAUUUUGAAGCUCUGCCUAGAAGGACCCAAAGAAGAACUAAAUCGUACAAUUCAUUGUCAGCCAGCUAUUUUCACUUGUUCCCUUGCAGCUGUUGAGCGUCUACAUGAAGAACGACCACAGGCUGUUGAAAGUUGUGUUGCAACAGCUGGUUUCAGCCUUGGAGAAAUAACAGCACUCACUUUUGCAGGAGCUCUGCGCUUUGACAGGGCAUUGAAACUGGUGAAGGUGCGAGCUGAAGCUAUGCAGUUAGCGUCUGAUGCAGAAGACAGUGGAAUGAUGACAGUGCUUUACGGACCUGAUUCUGAAUUGAAUAAAGCAAUGGCAAGUGCUAAAGAAUGGAGUAUAGCACAAGGCAUUGAGAAUCCAGAAUGCUGUAUAGCCACUUACCUGUUUCCACACUGCAAGGUUAUUGCUGGCCACUCUGAGGCUCUACGGUACAUUGAGACUAAUAUGCGGCAGUUCCGUCUGAAGGCAUGUAAGCGUCUACAUGUAUCGGGUGCAUUCCACACAUCUCUGAUGCGGCCCGCAGCAGAAGCGUUUCGUGCAGCUCUCCGCCGUACUAUGGUUGAUGACCCAGCUAUAACAGUGGUUUCCAACAUCAAUGGAAAACGUUACUUGAAUGGAGACCAUGUUAAACGCCAGCUUCCAAAACAGAUUUAUCAAGCUGUUCAUUGGGAACAGAGCCUGCACGCUCUGUAUGAACGUCCAGUUGGAGACUCUUUUCCUCGAACAUUUGAGUGUGGUCCGGGUGACUCGUUGCGACAGGUAUUAAAAAAGGUGAAUGGCAAGGCCUGGAACACAAGUUGGACAGUAACUAUUUAGCAUUUCACCAAUAGUAAAUUUUUAUGAUCAGCAGAAGAAUAUGCCAGGAACAACAUUGAUGAAGAAGCCUCGGUGUGUCUAAACUGUUCACAAAGUUCAUUGUUAAGUUAAAAUGACUGAGAGCCCUGUAUUUUGCAGAUAGGUGGUUGUUUACCAUGUGAUUUGCAUCUGAUGUACAUUUUGUGUUUUUCAUUGUCGCCGUUUUAACUGAAACACAAUAAAAAUAUAACUUUUUGUA
Messenger RNA from Schistocerca gregaria, 2111 nucleotides. It is a transcript of the gene beg, whose product is annotated as probable malonyl-CoA-acyl carrier protein transacylase, mitochondrial. The record is from RefSeq and is a predicted model, not a curated record. Bases 653 to 1873 code for a protein of 406 amino acids. NCBI's taxonomy places the organism in Eukaryota, Metazoa, Arthropoda, Insecta, Orthoptera, Acrididae. The transcript has 5 exons. Gene Ontology annotation, molecular function: transferase activity.